CUGCAUUUUUCGUACUGACCCAACAGCGUACCCGCGCGUUUUCUCGCGGUAACUAUCAGCUGCAUACAAGGAGUCGGACAGACUGCACAUCAUGGGCAAGCGUGUCCUUGUGGAUGUCGAGAGAGGGAGGACAGUGAGGGGAUGGAAGCCGCGUCGACUGGGUGGCGGGUUGGGAGGCAGGCCCAAGCCGGAACCACCAGCGGCACCAUUCGUGGCGGCUCGCGGUGGCUUCCGGGGAGGCUUCCGCGGGGGUGACAGAGGUGGGUUCCGCGGAGGCGACAGAGGUGGGUUCCGUGGAGGCGACCGAGGUGGGUUCCGCGGCGGUCGUGGAGGCGGCUUCAGGGGUGGCUUUGGAGGAGGAGGUUUCAGGGAUCGCGACGACUUUGGCGGAGGUGGUCGCGGGGGCUUCGGAGGCGGCGGAGGAUUUAGGGGUCGCGGCGGAGGUAUCGGAUACCAAGGCGGCGGAGGCUUCGGUGGCGGCGACCAUGGACCAAAUGAAUACGGUGCCCCUCCCAAUGGGCCGGGAGGAUUCGACGGCCCUGGUGGAGGCUUCGGAGGCCCGCCCAGUGGCGGACCAGGUGGGUUUGGGCCGCCUGGCGGAGGAUUCGGUGGCGGCGGUGGAUAUGGAGGAGGGGGUGGGUACCGCGGCGACCUCAAACGCGAAGGCGGACCCGGAGGCUACGACGACCGGGACACGAAACGUCCACGGUACUAGGCCGAGACGUCAUGGCAAGCACGAUCGAUGCUGGUCAGGAGUUAGGAGCGCUGCAGCGCCCGCACUGGUGGACUUGAUAGGUGACAAUGAUCGAAUAUUCUGCGGCCCCU
This is a messenger RNA of Rhodofomes roseus, 825 nucleotides long. RefSeq lists its product as uncharacterized. The record is from RefSeq and is a predicted model, not a curated record. Lineage: Eukaryota; Fungi; Basidiomycota; Agaricomycetes; Polyporales; Fomitopsidaceae. The coding region runs from base 92 to 715 and encodes 207 amino acids. The transcript has 2 exons.